Molecule: messenger RNA, 2649 nt
Organism: Osmia bicornis bicornis
Lineage: Eukaryota; Metazoa; Arthropoda; Insecta; Hymenoptera; Megachilidae
Exons: 4
Coding region: 343-1374 (343 amino acids)
Source: RefSeq, a predicted model, not a curated record
GUCAACCGCGCCGGUUCUCCCGUUCGGUAUAGUCUGCGCACAACUCGAAGGGAUCAAAACAAGGACACGUUGUCGAUCGGCGUGCCAGUUCGCGGAUGCGUUUCGUCGACACAACCCGAGGGAUCAGCAAAUCCGAACGCGCGAUGUGGAGAUUUUUAGUGCGCUGUUAUGUCACUUUGACAUCGAUCUGACGUGAUUUCUCAUCGAUCGUAUCGUCUCGACGAGCCUGAUAUCAAUCGAGAACUGACUUUGCCCGGAGGGAAGGAUCGCGGACGGACCGGAAGUGAGUGAGUGGAUGCGAGCUAGAAGUGGAAGACUCUCCUGCAGGAGGACGAGGAAGAGAUGAUCGAGCUGCUGGUGGCCGGAGCGUUCGCCCUCGCCACACUAAGGCGGUAUUCGGUGGCACAGACGAUUACCUGGAUGAGCCUCGCAUUCUUCCUGAGUUCGGGCCUGAAUACGGUUUCAGGUGCACCUGCAUUCGGCCUUCGCACCGCCGUAUCAAACACAAAUACCAUGGACCGUUGGUUGCAACCGUGUGGGAAUCCAGUGGCGAUGCAGUUCAAGAGGAUGCCACAGAGGCACAGCGUGCACAGGACCCUGAAGAGGGUGCGCACCCAGCUACGAGUAGCUCAGAAUCACUUUAGAAUGCAUCUGAAGGAUGUGCACGAUAUAUACUCGAAGGUGUACAAAGUGCUGAAGGGGCAGUACAGAAUGCCCUGGCUCCCUGAGAAGGAGCUCGAGUGGUAUUCCAGGGAGGUUUGGUGUCUCGAAAAGGGAAAGAAAGCUGACCGUGCGCUUCCGCAUCUUCACGAUUCGCUCCAAAGGUUCGCCAUCACGUUCCAUCAUCUCAGAGCUUUCCGUCUGAAAUCUAACAUUAACGUUGAUCUCACGAUGAACAGGAGAAACGAGAUCAUUAAUCAAAUGCACAAUGAGAUUCUUAGGGUUCUCUGCGAGGUGGAGACAGCGAUUUUGAACCUGGGCUUGCAAGUGCCAACAGCACAUACGGCCAAAAUUGUCACGGAAAGUUCAAACUGGGCGAAGGAGGGCGACUUGACCCUGAUGUUGAUUCAGGAUUGGGGCGUUAUCAGAUUGUAUCAGACGUUCCUGAAGGCCUGGACCGAAGCGUUUCGCAACGCGACCGCGCCAGGACCGGGCACCUGUGACCCAAACAGGCCACGUCCAGCAGCGAAGAACAUUAACAAAGGAUCCGGGCCAAAGGGUAAGAGGAUAUCGAAGAUUAAGAAACAAAACAAGCCAAUUAGGAAGCAGCCAGUGGCCGGUGGCCAGAAAAGUUCCUUGCCUCAGGGACCACGAAAGGGUAUUCCGAGGAACAGACUGUUGAGAAAUAAACAAAAGAAACUCGUAAAAGUGUGAUGAAAUUAAUCUUACAAAGGCUUCUUACGAUUUUCAUCAGAUCUAUCAAUUAUUUUGAAGGGAGGGUUAACAGGCAAACGCUACGUUGCGACAAGGAACUCUCUAUUAUGACUGGAUCGCCUUUAGCGAACUACAUUUUACUAUUUCUUGCAUAAAUUAAUUUAUAAAGCAUUUUUAACGCAUAUUUAAGGAACGUAUCUAUGCUUUUUUUUUUUUUUUUUUAAUUUUAAUUUUAUUUAGACGAUUUGAGAUUCGUUUGGUUAUGCCAGGUCUGGGCAGUUCUUUCUGGGCUGUAGAUUGCCUAAGAGCAAAGUGUUGGACAGGGUUAGAGAUAUUAAGGGCAUCAAAUUGCUCAGGCCUAUUUUAUAUAGUAUUUUCUUUUAUAAUCCUUUUUAUUUAUGUUUUUAAUAUUAAUUUAUUAUUUAAAAAUGAUACGCCUGUGGAUCUUCCCUGGGAAAAUAUUUUUCCAUUAUUUGAACGAUCGUUGACGUAUACAUUCUUUUAUUUUAUUUAUUUCAUUAUUACGAUUAUAGAUGCUUAGUAUUUUGCAAUCUUGCCAGUUUGUUCCGAUGAGAUAGUUAGAAUUAGAAAAGAACGACAAUCGUAUUAAUUUCGACAACUGGUGCGUUUUGAUAUAGUUAUUGAAAAAUCAAGUUGUAUACUAGAGACCAGUAUUAAGAAGUGUACUUCAGAAACAGUAUUACGUUUAAUAACAUACUUAAUAAAUAGAAUAGCGACAACACUAAUAAGAUAAUUGAUUCUUUGUACGAGGUGAUGAAAUGAUUAGAAUAGGAAAUCAGAAUCUUUGCAUUCGACGCACUCGAUACUUGAUUAACACGUUGAAUGACGCCCUAUAAUUACGAUUAUUUAAAACACAAUCGUUUCAUUUUUCAAUUUGAAUGUGACUUAAACAUUUUUUUCUCUCAGUUAUUCGAUUGUAUUGAAUUUAUGGCACCGGUUACCGAUGGCCUCCACCGCAUUCAACAUGUUAAUCGUGAAAAAUAAAACACAAUACGACGAAGGCUUGAGAUGGUAUCGAAGAUUUCGUAACGUGCGAACAGUCAUCGAUUUAAUCGCCAAGAAAAGAGAAGGAACAAAUGGACGAUGGGUUCGUCAAACUUAUUUAUUGUAGCUUUAACGUAAACAGGCGAAAAGUCGUUAAUGUCGUUUAGCUGUGAUAUCUCGAGCGUACGCGGACAUACAGAGUUCCUACGUUUUUAAUUAUAAAUAGACAUAUUAUAUUAGAAUUGUAAGUGGCGUGUGUUAACGCGUACA